This is a messenger RNA of Oryza sativa Japonica Group (Japanese rice), 596 nucleotides long. RefSeq lists its product as uncharacterized. Gene Ontology annotation, molecular function: structural constituent of ribosome. Gene Ontology annotation, biological process: mitochondrial translation. The record is from RefSeq and is a predicted model, not a curated record. NCBI's taxonomy places the organism in Eukaryota, Viridiplantae, Streptophyta, Magnoliopsida, Poales, Poaceae.
AAAAAUAAGCAGAACUAGCAGAUCCCAGAAAAGGCCUCAACUUCUCCAGAAACUACUCGUGCAUCCUCCCGCCGCCGCUUCCCCACCAACGCCGCCGGCUGCGCGGCUGCGACGGCGACGGCGACGCUCUCCCCCGGCUAUCUCGAGGUUUAGUGCAAGAAUGGGUCGGAAGGCGGGUGCGCUUUACAUAAACCCAAAGAAGUUCGGUGGUGUCACGAAGCCUUGCAUGAUCGAGAUGGUUUCCUUCCUCAAUUGCCUGGCCUUGAACAAACAGAACGAUGACAAGUGUGUCCGACAGAAGGAUCUCUUGGUUGCUUGUGCUCAGGCUCAGAAAGGAAGGCCAAAGAAUGCAGCAAAGACCAUCAAUUACCAUCUUCAGCGACUUGCACGAGACAAGGGCAUUUAGUUCCGGUAAUAUGGAAUCUUUGUUGAUCAUGAUGUUUGUUGCCUUGAUGAUAUGGAGUCGUAAUGCAAUGGCCUAUUUGUAAUAAUCUUUAUAUCUCAGACUAGGCAUUUCAACACAAUAUCGAUAUUAUUUUCCUCUGAACUUCUUUACACUAUAAAACGUGGUUUGCGGCUUUUGCGGUAUACUGUCA